AUGGUUAAAGUCAACGAAUUCGCUGUGGAGCGGUGGAUGGAUCUCUACGAGAACGAUGCCAAAUACAAUCUCGCAGAGACAUGUUGUGCCUCAGUCUCUCUGAACGACUUGCGAACUUUCUCGGGCCAACAAGCAGAGAUCAUAGACUAUUCUCAAAAGCAGGUCUACGGAGCAAUUCGAGGCUCCAAAGAUCUGAGGAGCAAUAUUGCAAAGCUCUACUCAACCGACAACCAUGGUUCGGUUUCUGCAGACAACAUACUCGUCACGAACGGAGCAAUCCAGGCCAACUUCCUCGCUCUUUACACGAACGUCGGUCGUGGGGACCAUGUUAUCUGCCAUUAUCCGACGUAUCAGCAACUUUACUCUGUUCCUGAGUCUCUUGGUGCCGAGGUCAGCUUGUGGAAGACUUCGCCGGAAACCGGUUGGCAGCUUGACUUGGCAGAGCUGAAGUCGUUGAUCAGGCCGAAUACGAAGUUGAUUAUUAUCAACAAUCCUCAGAAUCCUACUGGCGCUGUACUUUACCGUGAGGCGUUGCAGGAAAUUGUCGAUAUUGCGCGUCAGCACGAUAUAAUCAUCCAUUGCGAUGAGGUCUAUCGACCACUCUUCCACUCGCUUCAAGCAGAGAUCCCGCACUCUAUCUUAGACUUCGGCUACGACAAGGUAAUCGCCACGGGAUCCAUGUCCAAAGCUUUCAGCCUAGCGGGUAUCCGACUGGGCUGGAUAGCUUCAAAGAAUCCCGAGAUCAUCGAGUCCUGCGCCUCUGUGCGCGACUACACUCUGAUCUCAGUUGGUCAGUUAGAUGACAGCGUGGCCGCAUAUGCACUGUCCAGCCCUUGUGUAGACAACUUGCUACAGCGCAACCUUCACCUUGCCAAACAGAAUCUUGAUGUUCUGGAGGCCUUUGUGCGGGAGUUUGACUGGGCUGUGACAUGGGUGCGACCGCAAGCUGGAACGACGGCAUUUCUCAAAUUCGUUAAGGAUGGACGUCUUGUUAAUGAUGUCCUGUUUUGUCAACAACUUUUCGAUGCAUACGGGGUGAUGCUGGUACCAGGAAGUCAGUGUUUUGGUGAUGGACACGAUUACAAGGGAUUUGUACGGGUUGGCUAUGCCCCCGAGCGCCAGGUCAUGGUGGAUGGUCUUGAGGCCCUCAAGAGGUUCAUGAAGAAUGGAUUUGAGGGGGUUCCAACUAUGAGUUGA
Molecule: messenger RNA, 1197 nt
Organism: Penicillium cinerascens
Lineage: Eukaryota; Fungi; Ascomycota; Eurotiomycetes; Eurotiales; Aspergillaceae
Product: putative aminotransferase
Exons: 3
Coding region: 1-1197 (398 amino acids)
Biological process (GO): biosynthetic process
Molecular function (GO): catalytic activity; pyridoxal phosphate binding
Source: RefSeq, a predicted model, not a curated record